AUGGGAUGGCUGCACGUAGAAAAACCCGCGGCUCUCCUAGCGAAGGAGUUCUCAGGGGUCGUAAUUCGCUCUGCGGAGGAAGGCUUAGGGGAGCGUCGCCUCAGGGGGUCGGGGGGGUAUGAAUGGUGGACAUUUGAACUGGAUAAAACUCGGAAGUUGCAAUGCAAACUUAGGCGUGCUUGGCAGAGUAAAAGGCGUCUGGGAGGUAGGUCUGAGGAGUUAGCCAGGAUGGCUUUCCAUAGUGUGCGUGCGAGAUAUAGGAAAAUGAUGGUGGAGGCGCAGCAGUCGCAGCACAGGAAGAUUGCCAACGCUGGCAAUGAGGACCCAUGGGGCUUUGCAUACAGGCUCUCCAGCGGCAGGGUACGUCCGCCUGCAAAUGUGAUCAAUGGGAUCGCCUUUGCGGGUGUACACCCGGACGGUCUGGAAGCAGCGAUGCAUAAAUUAAUGUCUGCGCUCUGUCCGGAUGACAGCACUGACUGCGACUCGCCUUAUCACCGGCAGGUUUGUCUGCUGGCGGCUUUCAUGCCGUCGGGUGGAGCUGCGCCUCCACUUAAGGUUGAGGAACUGGGUGGUAUAGUUAAGGCCUUGCCCAACACGGCUCCGGGACUCGAUGGAAUAUCUCCGGGCGCCUUCGACAAUGCCUGUUGGCCGAUGAUGAUGGUCAAGGCCAAAAGGGGUGGAUGUCCACCCAACAUUUAUAGAAUGUUUGUGGACUACUUCACCUCCAGGCGUGUGGGCCUCUACAUCGGAGACCGGGUAGAGUGGAAGACGUCGACCAUGGGAUGUCCUCAAGGCUCCGUGCUGGGCCCAACACUGUGGAAUGUGCUGAUGAACGACCUGCUCCGACUCCCUCUGCCCGAGGGAGUAGCCAUGACUGCCUAUGCCGAUGAUGUUACAAUCUUGAUUGUAUCGGGAACGAGAGCGGGUAUCGAAUCCAGGGCCAGAGUCACUCUGGACCUUGUACGGGAGUGGGGGCUAAGGAAUCGACUGGAGUUUUCCUCCUCAAAGUCGACCACCAUGACUGUUAGAGGGAAACUUCAGCGCCCCCCCGUUAUUAAACUAGGUGGGGAAUCUAUUACGACUGUGACUAACGUUAAGGUAUUAGGCGUGGUUUUAGACUCGGGACUAUCGUUUGUGCAACAUGCAUCCGAUAUCUCUGAAAGAGCGACCAAGGGAUUCGGCAAGAUGUCUCGCGUAUCUACAUCAUCAUGA
Molecule: messenger RNA, 1212 nt
Organism: Parnassius mnemosyne (clouded apollo)
Lineage: Eukaryota; Metazoa; Arthropoda; Insecta; Lepidoptera; Papilionidae
Source: the annotation of a GenBank genome assembly